Molecule: messenger RNA, 1004 nt
Organism: Oxyura jamaicensis (ruddy duck)
Lineage: Eukaryota; Metazoa; Chordata; Aves; Anseriformes; Anatidae
Gene: HEMK2
Product: N-6 adenine-specific DNA methyltransferase 1
Exons: 6
Coding region: 32-679 (215 amino acids)
Biological process (GO): methylation
Cellular component (GO): eRF1 methyltransferase complex
Molecular function (GO): S-adenosylmethionine-dependent methyltransferase activity; nucleic acid binding; protein methyltransferase activity
Source: RefSeq, a predicted model, not a curated record
GCCGUCCGGGCGCGUCGGCGCAUGCGCGCCGAUGGCGGGCCCAGCGCUCCCCACGCCGCGGUACGAGCACGUGGGGCGGUUCGGGGAGGUGUACGCGCCGGCCGAGGACACCUUCCUGCUGCUCGACGCGCUGGAGCGCGACGCGACGCGCCUGCGGGACGCCGGAAUUGCCAUCUGCCUUGAAAUAGGGUCUGGAUCUGGUGUGGUUUCAACAUUUCUAGCUUCCAUUAUUGGAUCCAGUGCACUCUACUUAUGUACGGAUAUCAAUCCGAUGGCAGCUUACUGUACACUGGAGACAGCUCUGCUCAACAAUGUUCACCUUCAGCCAGUCAUUACUGACUUGGUCAGCGGAUUGUCACCAAGAUUAAAUGGGAAGGUUGAUCUACUGCUCUUUAAUCCGCCAUAUGUGGUAACACCCUCUGAAGAGGUGAAAAGCCAUGGAAUAGAGGCAUCCUGGGCUGGUGGCAAAAGGGGCAGAGAAGUAAUGGAUCGAGUUUUUCCACUAGUAGCAGACUUGCUUUCACCAGGAGGAUUAUUCUACUUGGUCACAAUAAAAGAAAAUAAUCCAGAUGAAAUUCUGGAAAUCAUGAAGAAACAUGGCUUAGAAGGCACACGAGCACUUUCCAGACAAGCAGGACAAGAGAUGCUUACCAUCCUCAAAUUUAGGAAACCUGGAUAACUGUUCUUACUACAUAUACCAGGCAUACAGGAAGUUGAAUACAGACCAUUGAAGCUGUCAAAUCAUUUCUCACACUCUUAAGGUGUAUCCUCACUUCCUGAUUACUGCAGUGGAACUGAUCAAGACUGUGCAUUUGUUUUUAUUCUAGAGGUCAACCAGCGUUUAUCUGCUGUCAGAGGUACAGCUGUCUUCUGGCUCUCCACAGGACAGUUGCAGGUGAACUGUGAAAUACCCUUCCCCAUCACAGUUUGCACUUCACCACUUUUUCCACUCUGUAAAUAAUAAUUUGUAUAUUUGUCUUUGCUUAUUAAAAUAAUGUACCUGA